AUGGAUGUCUUAGACGGAAACCCUCUUUCCCUCGAAGCCACCUCCACCAUUCCCUCAUCGCUUCUCCAGCCUCAACUCCAGGGACUCCUUGGCGAAUACGUGGCCCACAAAAAUCAAAUUGACGAAUACAAAGAUGAAAUGCUCCAGCAUCUUCUCCUUAUGGAACGGUUGGGAAGACCUUCCUUGGAACAGAUGCAAAUGCAGCCCGAGAUCACCUUGAGAAUGCGCCCUCUCCUUCUCGAUUUCUUGAUGGAUGUCAUCAACAAGCUCGGCUUGUCCAAGUCAACUUUCCCACUCACGGUCAAUUUGAUUGAUCGGUAUGCACUGGUCAGAGUGGUUAAAAAGAAACACUACCAGUUGUUGGGACUCACUGCGUUGUGGGUUGCAUGCAAAAACUUGGACGCCAAGACUCUGAUCCCUCGCCUCGACGAUCUUUGUCGUUACUGCUGCCGCUGCUACGAUCGUUCGAUGUUCUUGGAGAUGGAGAACCAUUUGUUGAAGUCGCUCGACUGGCUCGUCGACACUCCAACGGUUGACACGUUUGUGGACGUGUACAUCUACCUGUUGUCUCCCUACCGCUUUUUAGCUGGCUCUAAAAUGUCUCACCGGGAGUGCACCACCGUUAAGAUUGUGGCCACUUACUUGUGCGAGUUGGCCCACUUCUACCCUCACAUUCAUUUCCACUUCCUGAUCCCGCAGAUGGCCUUGGCUGCCAUCCUCAUGUCCAGCAUGGUGUUGCGUGUCUGCUCCAACGACGACUUGCCUGGUGUUUUGACCCACAUCCUGGACGAGUCGGGUCUGGUUCUUCUCACCAUGCCUCAGUUGGACCACGCGUUCCUGCUUCUUACUAAGGUUUCCAACCGUCCACCUCCUUCGCUCAAGACAAAGUACUUCAGUGAUGACUCCAACUGCUUGAACUUGGCUGCCAUUUUGUCUCCUCUCAACGACAUCAUCCAGAAGGACCUUCCUCUCCAGCUUCCAACUCCUUUGGAACUCCAGGAUGGUGCUUUAACUCCAACUUCUCAAACAAACUCGUCGCCACUCCCUUUGACCCCUCAGUCUGAGGACCAACUGUCAUCGUUGGUGCUGCAGACUGCUUACAUUCUCAACAACUUGACCACAGGUGGGUCGGCUGGGACGAACGGUGUACCUGUCGCUGCUGCUGUUGUUGUUGGUGCCGAGAACACUGUCGUGCAAACAUUGCUCGCCUCCGAAGAACUCACUGGUGAGAAGUCCUCUGCACUUACUGCUGCCAACCCUGCUGCGGCUUUUCCGCUGCCAUCCCUCCUGCCGGGUCAGGAGGGUGUUAAGAGAAAGGCUGAUGCCGAAGAGGCUCCGGCCAAGAGACCUAAGUUGGUAGCGUAG
Australozyma saopauloensis is the source of this 1365-nucleotide messenger RNA. RefSeq names its product cyclin (gene CLN3). Gene Ontology annotation, molecular function: cyclin-dependent protein serine/threonine kinase regulator activity. NCBI's taxonomy places the organism in Eukaryota, Fungi, Ascomycota, Pichiomycetes, Serinales, Metschnikowiaceae. The coding region runs from base 1 to 1365 and encodes 454 amino acids. Gene Ontology annotation, cellular component: spindle pole body; nucleus; cyclin-dependent protein kinase holoenzyme complex. Gene Ontology annotation, biological process: mitotic cell cycle phase transition; regulation of cyclin-dependent protein serine/threonine kinase activity. The record is from RefSeq and is a predicted model, not a curated record. The transcript has a single exon.